Molecule: messenger RNA, 1113 nt
Organism: Candidozyma haemuli
Lineage: Eukaryota; Fungi; Ascomycota; Pichiomycetes; Serinales; Metschnikowiaceae
Gene: PPE1
Product: carboxylesterase-mitochondrial 37S ribosomal protein YmS2
Exons: 1
Coding region: 1-1113 (370 amino acids)
Biological process (GO): protein demethylation
Molecular function (GO): protein methylesterase activity
Source: RefSeq, a predicted model, not a curated record
AUGAGUGACUUGCGGAAACAGCUUUUAAAAGGUAAAAGGCCAGCAUAUGGCUUAGAACGGAUCCUGGAAAGUUUUACUGAUAAGGACGACCCCGAGGUUGAUCCGUCACCGAAACGGGGUGAAAACAUGAUGUGGAGACAUGAGUUCCAUCAGAUGCGUGACUCUUUGUUCCCCAAGAAAGAUAAAUUUUACCGAGAUGCCAACCAUUUUGUACAGACAUAUUACCUUCCACCACUGCUGGAUGAAAUGCCAGUUCUCGUUUGUCAUCAUGGCGCAGGAUCAUCAUCUCUGACAUUUCUUGCUUUUGUGUCUGAAUUAAAGAAACUUCUGCAAUCAGAAUGCCCUGGGGUAUUCUUGUUUGACAUGUUUGGCCAUGGAAAAUCAAGCGAACGAGAGCAAGAAGACUUUCACUUGGACGCUUUGACAUCAGAUUUUACGUUUGUGGUCGAGGAGUUCAUUAAAAGGGCUAACCCAGGCGAAAUAUGUUUUAUAGGCCAUUCUCUUGGAGGUUCUGUGAUGACCAAUUUCAUUAUGAACGCUAAUAUCGAAGGUUUAAGUGUUUCCGGAUUGGUCCUUCUUGAUAUUGUCGAAGAAACGGCGGUUAGAUCCCUUUCAACGAUCCCUUCGUUCCUAAAAACUAGGCCACAGAAGUUUUGUUUAUACGAGGACGCUUUGAAUUGGCACCUACAAUCGAGACUUUUACGAAACGAGGAGUCCGCACGGUUGAGCAUACACGACAUAUUUGUAGAAGACGACGAAGGCUAUCUCACUUGGAGGUCAAAUUUGGAGUUGAUGGCGCCUUUCUGGGAUUCCUGGUUCACAGGGAUGUCUGAGAACUUCGUUCGUUGCGGUUCUUCGUCGCAAAAUAUUGCAAAGCUUCUCAUAUUGGCUGGAGACGAAAGCUUAGACAAAAAGUUGAUUAUUGGUCAAAUGCAAGGAAAGUACCAGUUGAUAGUUUUCAACAAUACCACGGAUGUGGGUCACUUCAUCCAGGAGGAUGUGCCUUCCAAGUUAAGCAUAAGCAUAAUGGAAUUCUUGAAGCGGCAUGACUUCGGCUACAAGGGACGAAAAGAGUUUUCGAUCAAGACGCUAUGGGGUGGAAAUGUACAUUAA